CAAACAAUUCCCAUCAUCAGUCUUUUAGACAUGGGAGGAGUUAAGUUGCAUGGAACCUGGCCUAGCCCCUUUAGUUACAGAGUGAUAUGGGCUCUGAAACUCAAGGGUAUACCAUUUGAAUACACAGAAGAGGAUCUUUCCAACAAAAGUCCUCUGCUUCUACAAUAUAACCCUGUCUACAAAAAAAUUCCCGUCCUCGUUCACGAUGGAAAGCCAGUCUGCGAGUCCAUGAUUAUCGUCGAAUACAUCGACGAGGUGUGGCCGGAGAAACCCUUGAUCCCAAGUGACCCUUAUCAGAGGGCUACGGCUCGGUUCUGGGUUAAUUUUAUUGGAGAUAAGAGCAUCGCAGUUUGGAAAUUGUUUCGAACCGCUGGUGAAGAACUAGAACAAGCAAAGAAGGAUACCUUGGAAAUGCUGAAAACCAUCGAAGAACAUGGAGCAGGAGAGACAAAAUUCUUCAUUGGAGAUGAGAUUGGCAUAGUGGACAUAGCCUUCGGUGCAAUUGCUUACUGGUUGGAGAUCUUUGAAGAACUACUAGGAGUGAAGCUGCUCGAAGCCCAUAGGUUCCCUAAACUCGCUGCUUUGAUCAACAAUUUCAAAGAAGAACCUAUAAUCAAGGAAAACCUUCCAGAUCACCAUGACAUGUUUGUAUAUUUCAAAGGUCGCAGAGAAAAGAUACUUGCCUCUGCAUCAUAAGAGGCUAAUAGAGAGGGGCCAUCAAAUGUCAUAUUCAUGCUUCUCUACUAAU
Molecule: messenger RNA, 748 nt
Organism: Tripterygium wilfordii
Lineage: Eukaryota; Viridiplantae; Streptophyta; Magnoliopsida; Celastrales; Celastraceae
Product: probable glutathione S-transferase
Exons: 2
Coding region: 31-696 (221 amino acids)
Biological process (GO): glutathione metabolic process
Cellular component (GO): cytoplasm
Molecular function (GO): glutathione transferase activity
Source: RefSeq, a predicted model, not a curated record